AUGGCUAAAUUUGAACUUGAAAAAUUUGAUGGUACCGGUGACUUCUCUCUAUGGUGGGAGAGCCUGAAAGGCAUCUUGGUACACCAGAAAGUGGCCAAAAUGGUCGGAGAUGCAAAGCUCUUAGAAGGGAAAAAGGUUGAGGAGAUUGCUAAAAUGGAGGAGAUGGCUUACCACACCACAAUUAUGUACCUGUCAAAUAGUGUGAGAAGGAAAUUAAUUGCCAAGACAACAGCAAAGGGACAAGUUGGAACAACUAUACAUGAAGCCAUCAAUCUCCUAGAGAGAUUAUAUGAUUUCAGAAUGAAUUCUUCUUUAUCCUUAGAUGACAAUAUUGACAAGUUCAAUGAAACUAUUGUAGGUCUUUCUUAUAUCAAGCAUGAAGUGGAUGAGGAAAACCAACCAAUCAUUCUGUUAAGAUCUUUACCAAUAGCCUAUCAAGAGGUGAAAGCUACCAUAAAAUAUGGUGGAGAUGUGAUCUCCUUUGAUGAUUACAUACUGUCACUAAAUCAUCAAGGAGAGACUUUUAAUGCACACAGUGAGAGGCAUCAAGAAUCACUCUGCUGCAAGCUUCAUGGCUUGUCAACCUCUUACUACAGUGUGGAUACACUGUCAAAAUAG
Messenger RNA from Humulus lupulus (European hop), 618 nucleotides. RefSeq lists its product as uncharacterized. The record is from RefSeq and is a predicted model, not a curated record. The transcript has 2 exons. Lineage: Eukaryota; Viridiplantae; Streptophyta; Magnoliopsida; Rosales; Cannabaceae. The coding region runs from base 1 to 618 and encodes 205 amino acids.